Prorocentrum cordatum is the source of this 303-nucleotide messenger RNA. Lineage: Eukaryota; Dinophyceae; Prorocentrales; Prorocentraceae. The record is from the annotation of a GenBank genome assembly.
AUGAAGAUGACGGGGACGUUGACGAUGAUGGCGAUGGCGAGGACGGCGAUGUGGCGAGGAGGAGCAGCAGGAGCAGGAUAUCGAGCCGACCGUGGGAAGGAUCGGAAAGUGUUCCACUGGGACCACUGCAGAGACGUAACGCAUGAGUUUUGGAGUGGGGCACCUGGCCUAAUGAAACAGCAGCAGGCGCAAAUAUCCCAGUUGAAACAGAUCGGCGACAAUACAUCUGGCAGUGCUGUCACGACGACGUUCCACAAGGCGUGGUGCGUAGUUCGGCUCAAACGUCUUAACGUGGACAGCUGA